AUUUAGUUCUGUGUGUAUUAUUAUGUUAAGACUGGCUGCGAGGCUACAACCCUGUCAUAUCGAUCGAAUGUCCAUGAGUAGCUGAGCAACGUAAACUGCGAACUGGCGACACAAGGCUCUUCGGCGUGCCGUAGGUUCGCCACGGAACUCGACUAAAUUAACUCAAAUUAUCUAACCGCUGAGACGUGGCGCAACGCCGCGUAACACCACCAAGCCUGCAUGGGUGACGUCACCCAGAAAUACACUUUAAUGGUACCCAACCAGAGCGCAUUGAAACAAAACGUGGCUCAUCAAGCCACUAGGUACUCAGCAAGGGACCCAAGAUUAAGAACUUAAGGACCAUUAUAUCAAGUAUCGUAGCAGCCUUUUGUUUAGCUUACCAUAAACGAUGGAGGAUGAAUGUGGCCUUGUCUUGAAGCGCAGCAGGACGCCCAGGUCCAAAGAUACUAAUGACGUCGUACGCGAGUCUCUUCUAUCAGAAUCCACUUCUGGAUUCGGUAAAGGAGAAGAAGACACGACCAGCAUUGGUACAACUUCAUUCUCUAGUCCCGAUUUGGAAAUAAGCAGCAAAGAAGCGGUUCUAUUUAAAUUCAACGAUAAAACCAAAAGGAAUAAUAAUAAUCAUGUCAAAAUAAUUGAAAAUCCAGCCGAUGAAGACGUUGACUUUGAUAGAUCGGUCGCUGGAGAUGAUAAAGUGUCCAUUCCAGACGGAGGAUGGGGCUGGGUGGUCGUUUUCUCGUCGUUCGUGAUAUCCAUGAUAGCUGACGGCAUCAGCUUCUCCUUUGGUUUGCUAUACAUAGAAUUUUUAGAGGAAUUUCAGGCCAGCAAAUCAACGACCGCCUGGAUCGGGAGUCUGUUCAUUGCUGUGCCAUUACUGUCGGGACCAGUGAUGAGUGCUUUAGUAGACAGAUAUGGUUGUCGAAGCAUGACAAUACUCGGUGGAAUUAUAUCGACAUUAGGCUUUGUGUUGGCAUCAAUCUCGACAACUUUAGAAAUGAUGAUGAUCACUUUUGGUGUGAUCGCUGGACUUGGAUUGGGUCUGGUUUACGUCACAGCCGUCGUAUCAAUCGCCUAUUGGUUUGAAAAGAAGAGGAAUUUAGCUGUAGGUCUUGGGGCAUGUGGUACUGGUGUGGGAACAUUCGUUUACGCCCCAAUGACCCAAUAUUUCAUUGAUGAAUACGGCUGGAGGGGAACCAUAUUACUGCUUUCUGGGACACUGCUGAAUCUAUGCGUCUGUGGCUGUGUGAUGCGUGAUCCCGAAUGGUGGAUUAUAGAACAGAAGAGACAAAGAAUGAAAGAUAUGAAGAGUACGAGAAACUCCAGUACUUUGUCAAUUUCGAAUCAUCACGGCCAAGAGGCUGAUUCUCCAACGAGAGGUAAAUUCAUGGAGGGACUGAUAAAACGAGGAGUAUCCCCAGAGACUGUGAUAAGACAAGAAGCAGAAACCAUAAGGCAACAGAAAAUUGUUUUUUUGCCAGAAACUUCGGGUAGACCAAGGUCGAAAUCUGUGGUGGAUCUUCCGACGUAUUCUACUCAAAAUGAUAAGAUAUCGUUAUCCGCACUAGAAACUUUAAUUAAAACAAUCGGUAAAGAGUACGAAAUCGAAGUUAAAUACCCAAAGUUCGCUUUGAACUCGAAUAAGAGACGGCUAAAAAGAGAAGCUAGGAUUGAGGACUAUCCACUGUACGCCGAACCCAAAAAUGUGCAAAGGACGUAUUCAGAUAUAUGUGAAUUACAUGGAAAAAAUAAUUUUGAUGAGAAUCAAGAUAAUAAUAAACGAGAAAGAUUAAUAGCGAAGACUAUUUCCGAAACUAAAGAUGUCGUUCUAGUUAAACAAGACAGUAAAGAGAACAAGAGAGAUUGGUUGAGGAAGCAGUUGUCCGUCAAUCAUCAUUACCUAAAAGACCUGAAGAUGCCAAUCACUUCGAUAAGCCAUAGGAACGCGAUGCUCAAUAUCAGGAAGUACAAGCUAAAGGCCUCAUCUUGUCCGGAUAUCUUCAAGAAUUCCAUGAUCACAAUCAACGAAAAAGAAGAGAAAUGGUACGCAGACUGCGUUUCUUGUGUCUCCGAUAUGUUCAACGUGUCCCUAUUUAAGCGUCCCACAUUCAACUUACUUUGUUUGGGCACCAUUAUUAUAUUUGUCUGGUUCAUCGUGCCUUACUUCUAUCUCGCCGAGCACAUGACCAUUAAAGGAUAUACUGAGGAUGACGGCGCUUUGAUGCUCAGCUUAAUUGGAAUCACGAAUACUAUAGGAAUGGUUGGCCUCGGCUGGAUCGGCGAUUUUCCAAAUGUGUCAAUUGGGAAUUUAUAUGCAGUUUGUUUGGUACUCUGCGGUGCUUCGGUAGCGGCUAUUCCACCAGCAGUAGCCAAUUAUUGGGUGUUGGCCGCAAUAGCUUGUGCGUUUGGGCUGUUAUUCGCGGCCUCGUUCACCUUUACGCCAAGUUUGCUGGUCAAACUGGUUUCGUUGGAUGACUUUACAUCUGCUUAUGGUUUGGUGCUGUUGGCCCAAGGUAUUGGGCAUUUGAUUGGACCUCCACUGUCAGGUUUAAUUUUCGACCUGACAAACUCCUGGGAGCUCUCUUUCUAUCUGUCAGGUGGAUGGAUAAUGGCGGCUGGUGUACUCAUCUCAUUCAUACAGCCGGUUCAAACUUAUUAUCAACGGAGACGUAAUAUCGACGACAACAAGAAUAGUUUCAGCGAAGCAUAGACAAAUGCGGACUUUACCCCAAUUUUUUUAAAUUAAGAAUUUGUCCAGUGUCAUUGAGAAUACGAUUUAAUUUAAAGUUUGACAUUUUGACAAUGACAUUUUAGUUAGGUGCGUUCUUCGACUUAAUCUAAGAAAGGCUUUUUCUUGUUCGGUCAAUUAUUUGAACUAGUUGGUCCGUUAGACGAAAUUCGACCACAAUUAUUGACGUCUCAAGGUUCACCUUAGUUUUCACGUGUUCCCUUUAUUUUGCAAUUGACAUUCUUCCGAGUAAUGGAACAAAAACUACUAUAAAUAAAAAUAACUACUAUAUAAAAAAAGGAACUGUCUUUUUUGCAUAUUUAUUUCUUGAAAAAAUCUACUUGGACCACUCUGUUAAUGUAUUCUGCAGGUCAUCUUGGAAAUCUUUAACGGUCUGACGUACUCUUCCACGAGGAACGCCAGGACUGCCUAUCAGGUAGACUGCUUAUGGCGGUUUAUAAUUCUUGCCGUAUAACAAAAUUAAAUAUUGACGUUUUAAGCUACAAGAGAAUCUCUAGCGAUUUUGGCACGUCUACUUUUGUCAAUUAAAAACACCAUUCCGUCAAUUUUACAAACACCAGAAUGUGCUUAAAGUUUAAAUUAAAAUAUGACAUAUUCCACACCCAUGAUUAUUUUAACUUUCUGUUCUGAUGCCCAAGAUUAUUGAAUUUAAGAAAAAAAUAUCCUUCACGAUGGUUAAUCGAAAAUCGAAAUUAACCCGAGUACACUUGAGUACAGUAGCUGUGUGAAAUUGACGCCCAAAAAAAGGUAUUAUUGUACUGAUUAAAAGUAUUGGGUAUAUACAGUAAAUUCGAGUCAGUUUUCUUAGAAGAAAAAUCGAACUAAGAGCUUUAUGUUGAAGAUUGUAGCGAAAGAAGAAGUAGAUAUUAAACAUAAUAAGCUUGAUUUUAAGAUCCAAUUAACUAUCAAUGUAAAUCAGAUUGACGAUUCUACAAAUAAGGUAUUGGCUAAGUAAUAACGAUUUCUCGAAACAACGGUCUACUUGCGGUAGGCAGCGGCUUGGCUCUGCCCCUGGCAUUGCUGAAGUCCAUGGGCGACGGUAACCACUCACCAUCAGGUGGGCCGUAUGCUUUUAAUUUUUUUAAGUUUUUAAAUCUGGAUAUCGAUUUAUGGUGUUUUUUAUUCUAGGCUAAGUAGGCUUUUGCACUAUCAAAUCGUUAUAACUUUAAGAACGAUUCGGAAUACCGAGAAGAGUCUGCAAGAAAUUAAGGGCUUGUUCUUCCAAUACGCUUUGUACAUUGUAAAAUUAUAAUUUAGAAUAUUUCAUUUAGAGCUAAACACUUUUUGGAACGAAGUUCCUUAUGGGCGAUGUGGAAGGGUACCCUAACAGGGAAAAACGUCCGUAACGUAAGAUUUUUAUUAGUAAUGCCCACACUAUACGACUUAACUUUGUAAUAACGUACAAAAAAUAACAUAUUUUUUUAUCAUUCAUUGACCACGAUCUCAGAGCGUUCGUUUGCGCAAUACACUAUAGUACUCUUAGGCAAACAACCGUGAAUGAAGUGUACCACAAUAAGUUCGCACGUUACCGAAUGACCGUGGGUUGUUGCGAAACCUUUAGUUUUAUUUUCUUUAUACCUCGAAUAGAACUUAAAAUGAAUAUUUUUAUAAUAAGGAACUUCGUUCCUAUCCGGUGUCCCACAACACCACACAUCUUUUAUUUGUUUUCAUAAAGUAAUUAGUUAAUAAUGUAUGUAACUCGUUCGUUAGCAAAACUAAACGAAAUAUUGAUGUUUAAAUGUAAUAUCAAAUGUUUACUCGAUAAUAUAAUACAAUACAAUACGCGAGCAAGUUGAUUUUGAAUUAUUGUCACACUGCACAACACUUAUCUCUCUUUCAUUUCAAUUUAUUUUUUAAUUAAAUAAAUUCACACAUAUUUAAUUUAUGUUUCAAUUAAUUGUUACAAAUACAAUAACACAGAUAAUACAUAUUGUUCUCAUUGUUUACGUCACUGUUUGUUCAAUUUAAAACAAAACAAUGUAUGACGACAAUAUAAACAAGCAAUUAUCGUUUAAUUAAUGAAGAAAAUAUUGUUUGAACUACUUUUACGGUUUAUAAAUCUCGCGUUUGUUCCGAUUUUAAUUACUUACUUCUGAUGUUUCGAAUAUUUUCGUUUUCGUGAUUCGUCGGGAAUUCUGUUUGACUGUAAUUAAGCCGGGAUCACUUAAUAUUAAAUAACUAGCGUCCCGCCCUCGCUUCGCUUCGGAAACUGUAAUUUAUUAUUGAUUUCUCCACUAUUUAAUGGAUGUUAUUGUACAUAAUAUAAACCUUCCUCUUCAAUCACUCUAUCUAUUAAAAAAAACCGCAUCAAAAUCCGUUGCGUAGUUUUAAAGAUUUAAGCAUACAUAGGGACAGACAGAUGUAGGGACAGAGAAAGCGACUUUGUUUUAUACUAUGUAGUGAUAUUAAACCGUAAAAAUAGUUUUCAUUACGUCCACGCUCCGAGAACACCGAAGAACUUACUGAAAAAAAAAUCUUACCUUUUUUCUACCAAUUCUAGUAACCUCAAGGGGUUAUUCUAGAUUCGCCGAGCUAGUAGGUGAGCUCACGGGGCUCUAACCUGGUGAUGUUGCUCACAUUAGCCAUGGCAAGAGCAUCGCUUCGCUGAAUCUACCACCGGAUCGGAAACGGGACCCACUGAGAAAAUCCCUCCAAGAAACUCAGUGAACUAAAACGCCUUGUUCGGACAAAUUUGUACUACCAGUUUCACGAAUAGUUUUCAAGUUUCAUAUGAAUUAGUAAAUCGUAAGCUCCGAUAAGUUGAAUAUUGCAAAAUUAUAUGUACGCUUAUAAAUUUGUAAAUUAAAUACAUAGAUAUAUACAGGAAUGCUAGUAUAAUAAUGAUCUUAAUAUUUCUGAUAAUAUAAAUAUAUAUUUACUAAACUAUUUAUUCAUGUUGUUGGUGUAUAUUUAAUCACAAUUAAAUGCAAUUACUGAAUUAUUAUU
Molecule: messenger RNA, 5692 nt
Organism: Bombyx mori (domestic silkworm)
Lineage: Eukaryota; Metazoa; Arthropoda; Insecta; Lepidoptera; Bombycidae
Product: monocarboxylate transporter 14
Exons: 7
Coding region: 389-2707 (772 amino acids)
Biological process (GO): transmembrane transport
Cellular component (GO): membrane
Molecular function (GO): monocarboxylic acid transmembrane transporter activity
Source: RefSeq, a predicted model, not a curated record